This is a messenger RNA of Oncorhynchus nerka (sockeye salmon), 8145 nucleotides long. It is a transcript of the gene cngb1a, whose product is annotated as cyclic nucleotide gated channel subunit beta 1a. NCBI's taxonomy places the organism in Eukaryota, Metazoa, Chordata, Actinopteri, Salmoniformes, Salmonidae. Gene Ontology annotation, molecular function: protein-containing complex binding; intracellularly cGMP-activated cation channel activity; cGMP binding. Gene Ontology annotation, cellular component: plasma membrane; intracellular cyclic nucleotide activated cation channel complex; photoreceptor outer segment. Gene Ontology annotation, biological process: retina homeostasis; monoatomic cation transmembrane transport. Bases 81 to 5744 code for a protein of 1887 amino acids. The transcript has 45 exons. The record is from RefSeq and is a predicted model, not a curated record.
CUCCCACAUCGCCCAGCGCUCCGCAGCCUACACACUCUCACCGCUUCUGGGGAUGACGGGCCACUGUUAAGACCCUCAGGAUGUUCAGCUGGGUGGUGAAGGGGGUUCCCCAGCCUCCUGGGAAACUAGGAGAUGAGGAGAAGACCAAUGCCUCACCUGCAACAGUAAAACAAGUAACAUUCAAAGAAGAGAAGAAACAAGAACCUCUAAAACCUGCCAAGGCCAAAGAGGAGGAGGUCGCCGAGGAGAAUGGUGGUGAGGCUGGAGUGUUGACUUGGAUCACCCAUGGCUUUGCUAAUUCUCUUCCCCAGCCUGCUGGGACACCCCGGCUAGGCAGAGCCAACACUGAGCCCUCCACCACACAGGAGGAGAACAGACAGGGGUCGAGCGUCAUCGGCUGGAUUGCCCAGGGAUUGGCCAGUGUGGUUCCACAGCCUGAAUUGAAAAACAUGGAGGAGGUGGAGCCUGCAGUGACAACAGAGAUUGCAGAGGUGAUCAAGGUGCCGGAGGUUAAGAAAAAACCUAGCAUUCCAGAGGUGAGCAAGGCGCCGGAGGUUAAGAAAAAACCUAGCAUUGCAGAGGUGAGCAAGGCGCCGGAGGUUAAGAAAAAACCUAGCAUUGCAGAGGUGAGCAAGGCGCCGGAGGUUAAGAAAAAACCUAGCAUUGCAGAGGUGAGCAAUGCGCCGGAGGUUAAGAAAACACCUACCGUGCAUGCUAUCCAAGAUGUCCCAGAUGCAGAGCCUCUUCCUCAUAUUCCUGUGGUGGAGGUUAUGUCAGAUGAAGAGCCUCAAGAAGAGAAGGGAAUCCCACCCAGGGUGUAUGAGUGGAUCAAACAGGGUUUUGAGAAGGUGGUUCCACAGCCAGCUGACAACAAAGACGUCUCAGACAAGGCCGCCUGCCCACAGAAAGUGACCUCCAAAUCUCCGGAAGCUGAAGAGGAGGCCAAAGCAAAUGUGGUGGGCUGGAUUGUUCAGGGCUUCGGUCGUAUGUUACCUCAGCCUGUCCUGACUCCAAGUGGAUCGGAGAACGCUGUUCAGAACAUCCUCAUCCUGCAAGGCCAUGAAGACAUGGUUCUGGAGGAGGUGGACCCGGAUUGGGAGGAGAAGGAGAACAAAGUGGCUCAGGGAGCGGCCCUGCCUCAGGCCUUACCCUCACUCAUACCCCAGCAGGUUCUGGAAAUGCAACAAGAAGCAGAAGAUGCAGAGACACAGACAGAGAGAUGGACUCCCCUCAUAGAGAGCAUAAAGAAAGAGGCAGAGGAGGCUGCUAUGGUGAAAGUGGAGGAGAAGCUGCAGCAGCAGUUAAAAGAAGCACGGAUGGCUGAGGAGGUGGCCAGACAGGCGGCUGAGAUGGCAGUUAGACAACUAGAGGAGGAGCAGGCUGCCAGUGCCCAGAGGGCCACAGACUCACAGCAAGAGACUGAUGGAGAGCAACUGCCCAAUAUCCAGGAGGAAGAGAACGAGGAAGACCCUGAGUUGCAGAUGCUUCAGGCGGAGAGCGACGGGAGCAUGGACAUUGAGAGUCCCGAAGAGAAUAAGAUAACAGAGGACAAUAAGAUAUCUAUUCAGAUUCAUUUCAAUGAAGACAAAAGGGUUGCAUCUGAGGAGAAUAUAGUAACAGAGCAGGUUACGGUAUUUGAGAAAAUAGUUCCAAAAACUGGAGAUAAUAUGACUACACAGGAUAGUACGAUAUCUGAGACUAAAAUAAUAGAGUUUACAAUCACUGAGGAAAUGAAGAACCUUGAACAGAAUACGGCCCUAGUGGCGUGUAAGAUAUCAAAAGAGAGUCAUUUCCACGAAGACACAAAAGUUGUUCCCGAAGAGAAUAUAAUUACUGACGAUAAGAUAUCUGAGGAGACAAAAGUAACAGAGGAAAAUGAAAAUCCGGACAAGGCUAAAGUAUCUGCGGUUACAGACGCUGAGAAAGUCAAGAUCAUUGAACAGAAUAUGACCACACAAGACAAUAAGAUAUCUAAGGAGAAAAAUGUACACGAAAACAAAAAAGUUGCUGCUGAUGAGAAUGUAGUCACUGAAGAGAAUAUACCUAUGGUAACAGUCAAUGAGGUCAUCAGGAAUGUUGAACAGAAUACAACCGCAGUGGAGGAUAUAGUCAUAGGAGAGGAGAUAUCUGAGACAGAAGUAACAGAGGAAAAUAAAAGUCCUGACGAUAACAAAAUACCAGAGGUUACAGAUGAGGUUAUUGAGGUCAUUGAGGAAAUAAUUCAGAACGCUGGAGAAAAUACAACUAAACAGGAAAAUAAGAUGUCAGAGGAGACAAAAGGUACAGUGGAAUAUAAAAGACCUGACAAGAAAAAGACAAAGGUUACUGCCGUUGAGAAAAUUAAGAUUGAAGAGAGCAUCCUAACACCGGAUAUCAAGAUACCUGAGGGAAAGCAUGUAAAUAUGGACAAGACAUCUUCUGAUAGGAAUAUAGCGGUUGGAGAGAUGGCCGUUGGAGAGACGAUAUCUGCGGAGACUAAAGGAGCAGAGGAAAAUGAAAGUUCUGAGGAAAAUAAGAUUCCAACGGUUACAGACGAGAUUACCGUCGUUGAGGAAAUGAAGACUGAUGAAGGCAUUACGACCACGCAGGAUAAUAAGAUAUCUAUAGACAAUAAAAUAACAGAAGAGGUGACAGUCAUUGUGAAAAUUAAAAUGAAUGAACAGAAUACUAUGCGGGAAAUAUCCAAUGAGAAAACAAUCGAUGAAGCCAGAAAAGUUGCAGAGGAGAAAAUAGUAACUGUAGAGAAUAAGAUAUCUCGGGCGAAUAGAUGUCCUGGGAAGAAUAAGAUAGCAGAAGUUUCAGUCAUUAUUACAAUCACUGAAGACAGUCAAAUAUCAGAGGAGAAAACGGUCAACCAAGACAUAAAUGUUGCUGAGGACAAUAUUGUCGUUGAGGACCACAUUGACGCUUUGGAGCUUACAGAGGACAAUAAGAUCACUGAGUUGAAACUGCUUCACGAGAGCGACGAGAGCAUGGAGAAUAAAAGUCCAGAGAAAAAUAAAGCCAUAGAGGUUACUGUCGUUGAGAAUAUUCUGAGCGUUGAAGACAAUACUCUGAUGGAUAUUGUAGUUGCUGAAGACAAUGAGAUAUCUGAAGACAACAAAGCUAAAGCUGUGGAGCCUAAAGUGGAAAAUAAGAUCACCGAAGUGGACCUGAAAAGGUGCCUGAUGGAUGUGUGUCCAGCCGAGGGGUUGUCCGAGGUUGAGGCAGAGGCGGGGUCAGUCGAACCAAGCCCCCCAGUGUCUACCCCCAGAGAGGCCUCCCCAGAACCAGAGCCGCAAAAUAAACAGUCUCCCACAGCGACAGAGGCCCCGGCAGUGACCGAACAGCCAGAACCAGCCGACCAGAAGACUCCACCCACUGCCGCAACUCAGGAAGAGGAAAGUGCCGACGAAGCAGGGUGUGAAGGGAGCGUUGGAAAGGACAGAGGAGGGAAUGUGCUGCCAGUGGUUAAAGUGGAGGAUGUGGACAGAGACGUAGGGAUGAGAGGGGGUCGCAACAUCCCCCAGAUCAUCACCUCCCAGGAUCCCCUGUCCAUCUCUCUGACCGUGUCUCCCCCCCCCGGGACCAAGCGCAGCAAAGCUGUGGCUGCAGAUGGCUCGCUCCUCCCGGUAGAAGAGAGAAGUGCUGAAGAGGAUGAUGUUUUUGGUGUUGAUGACUUGGAGAUGCAGACCGGCCUCCUGACUGUGGAAGAUGGGGAUCGUCCAGCAUCAGCGGCCAGCUAUGGCAGUGUGAUUGUCCAAGAGAGAGUGACUACACUGGUCAAGCUGUUUAAGGCGAGGACGGUCCGCAAGAAGGAAAAACUGAUGGACCCUGACGAAUCUGAGGAAGACAGCCCUCAAACCUCCCCAGCCAAGGCGCCCCCUCCCCCUCCUCCUCCUCCCCCAGAAGAUGACAAGGACAUCUCAGCCCCAGUGGAGGAGGAAGAGGAGGAGGAGUACUGGGACUUCUAUGGAUACCCAAUCAAAAUCAUCAAACUUCCCAAAAUGCCCCCACUUCCUAGUUGGCUUCAAACCAUAGUGGACUAUCGUUUCCCUUCCAGCAUCGACCCUUAUACUGACCUAGUCUACGUGGUGUGGCUGUUCUUUGUGAUGAUGGCGUGGAACUGGAACGUGUGGCUGAUCCCGGUGCGCUGGGCCUUCCCCUACCAGACUGCAGACAACAUCUACUGGUGGCUGUUAAUGGACUACACCUGUGACCUUAUUUACAUCACCGACAUCCUGGUCUUUCAGCCCCGCCUGGAGUUUGUACGCGGAGGAGAUAUUGUGUGUGACAAAAAGGACAUGAGAGACAACUACAUGACAACAGAACGAUUCAAGAUGGAUUGUGUCAGUAUGUUCCCCAUGGAGAUAUUUUACUACUUUACUGGCGUUAACUCCCUUCUCAGAUUCCCCCGCCUACUGAAGUACAUGGCUUUCUUUGAGUUCAACGACCGUUUGGAAGCAGUCAUGAAGAAAGCCUACAUCUACAGAGUGAUCCUGACCACUUCCUACCUGUUGUAUUCUCUCCACAUCAACGCUUGUCUGUUCUAUUGGGGUUCUGACUACGAGGGGCUGGGGUCCACUAAGUGGGUCUACAAUGGCAAAGGGAACAGUUAUAUCCGGUGUUACUACUUUGCUGUAAAGACCCUGAUCACCAUCGGUGGUCUCCCGGACCCAACCACCGUGUUUGAGAUCACAUUCCAGCUCGUCAACUAUUUUGUUGGCGUCUUUGCUUUCUCCAUCAUGAUUGGUCAGAUGAGAGAUGUGGUGGGGGCUGCCACAGCGGGUCAGAACUACUACCGGGCCUGUAUGGACAACACCAUCAAGUACAUGACCUCCUACCACAUCCCCACAGAGGUCCAGAACAGAGUCAAGACCUGGUACGACUACACCUGGAAAAUACAGGGCAUGCUGGAUGAGCAGGAGCUGUUGAUCCAGCUGCCGGAUAAGAUGAGGAUGGACAUGGCUGUGGAUGUUAACUACUCCAUCGUGAGUAAAGUGGCCCUGUUCCAGGGCUGUGACAGACAGAUGAUCUUUGACAUGUUGAUGAGGCUCAAGUCUGUGGUCUACCUGCCUGGGGACUUUGUCUGUAAAAAGGGUGAGAUCGGCAGGGAGAUGUAUAUCAUCAAGCAGGGGGAGGUUCAGGUGGUGGGAGGACCUGAUUUGAAGACUGUGUUUGUGACAAUCAGGGCCGGCUCUGUGUUUGGAGAAAUCAGCUUGCUGGCAGGGGGCGGGGGGAACAGACGCACGGCCAAUGUGAUGGCUCACGGAUUCGCGAACCUCUUCAUCCUGGAUAAGAGGGACCUCUCAGACAUCCUGGUGCACUACCCCGAGUCCCAGAAACUCCUCCGCAAGAAGGCCAAGAAAAUGCUGACGAAGGAUAAGAAGCCAGAGGAAAAGGCCGAGGUGAAGGAGACUGCCGAGGUGAUCCCAGACAGGCCAGAGACCCCCAAGCUGUUCAAAGCAGCCCUGGUGAUUACAGAGCAGGCAGGCAUUAAGGGCACCUUCGCCAAGCUGAAAGAGGGCUACAAACCUGCCGAGACUGAGUCCUCUGGACUCCCCAUACCUCCUCCCUCCCCGAUGGUGCACCGUCGCUCCCCCAUCCCCCCUACAGAUGCCCAGGUCGAGGAUGACGAAGAUGCGGUUUCCGAGACGACCGACAGUAUGAUGCUCAUCCGCAUGACACGCCGUCACAAAGGCGAGGAGCUCCUGUCCGUCGAGCAGAAGCCUGGAGAUGAAGAGGAGGAGAUGGAGAAGAAGUAGAAGGAGACCGAGAAGGAAAUUGACAGAAAGAGAAGGGGAAGAAAUGUUGUGAUCACCCGCUACUCUUCUAUACUCUUCUGUGUGUAUUUUGACUGAGAUUUCAGACCGAAAUGGUAAAAGAAAAUAAAAAAAUAUUUCUCUAUUGCCGAGUUCACUUCAUGUCAGAAACUCUGGAUCUCCGAGUUAAUAUGAACGUAAGUUAUUUGCGUAGAGCUUUCUAUUGGUAGAUUCUGAUACUUCCCAAGUGGGAAACUCGAGUAUCAUCUUUCUAUAACGAGUAAGCAAGUCGGAAAUGUCUGAGUUUCCGACAUGACGUGAACACGGCAUAUGCCCCCCUUGGGUUAAGUUCACUUUACAGAGUUAUCCUGUCAUAUUCUGUGUGCCCCUUCUGUCCCUCACUCUCUCGUGGUCUCACUGAUGUUGUGUGUGUUAACUGCGUUUUAGUACCUUAAAGCGGCAAUUAGCAGUUGAAACAAUAACGAGUACUUCCCAUCUCUUUUUCGGUAACCACUGUCAAAUUCAUAGACAGAGCUAUGGAUGGAAGGAUUGACCAUCCAUGAUAUCAAACUGUAGUGUUAUGCAUGUUUUGAGGCUAUAUAGUGUUUGUUUACAUUUGUUUUGUUUAAAACAUUGAAGUAAGACAAGCUUGUUAUUUUGGGUUCUGAAAUGGUAUGACAGUUGAACUAAACUCAUGAGACAUAAGUUAUAUUCUUCAAGAAUUAGUGGGUACAUAUCCUUCAUUUAUAUGUACAAAACAAUUAUGUUGCAACUGCAGAUUGCCCCUUUAAUCCUUAUUGAUGCUUCAUAAUCCUAUAUAGCCUUGUUAUAAAACUCCAUUACCCAGGGGGCUUAGCUCCAGGUCUCCUACUGCUUCCUGCUUCGAAGUACUGCCACUCUCCCCAAGUACCUGUGACAGAGGCAAUAUGGCCUUAACCAAAACCUAGGCGUUGCUGGUUUCUAUAUUUCUUUAGCCAUUCCAUUUUAAAAGAGAGGCCAUUUUCUUUUGUAGUCUGUGUCACAAGAGUGAACACUGGUAUGUUUAGCAUUUAAUCUUUGGGAAAACAUCUGUGUUUCUCUUAUCUGAGGUAUAUGGGAAAACUUUUUUUUCUUUCGUAUUUGAACUCUUAAGAGUGAGUGGUCCUGUGUUGGUUUUCUUUGGUGCCGUGACACAUCACACUAGUCGAAAUCUGAUUGGCUGAUUCAGGGUCAUGCCAUGUAUCCUCCUGUCUGACACAAGAGGAGCACAAAUGGGUUUCAAUGAUUUUACUGAGUUACUGAGUUUGAGGUCAGAGAGAGUGUGUGUGUAAAAUGUGGAAAUUAGUGUGUAUGAGCAGGAAGAGGAGCAGAAAGCCAGAGGAAGUGUUCAUUGUGUCCGUCUCAACCAAACGGGGAAAGGCAGAAUAAAAAGGCGGGAAUAAAACAAUGCUGAGCAAGCCUCAGAACUAACCUCUGUCCAAUUCUGUGCUUACAUCUCAGGGUGCGAUGAAGUGUGUGCUUACUUGUGGUAGGAGUCACAUUUUAACUGAUAUUACAGUUAACUUUCCAACCCCUUCCCAUAGCUAUCAGUGACCUUAAGUCAGGCACAUAGUGGGUUGUCAUAGUGGGUUCUUUUUACACACCAGUGCAUACUUCAGCCAUAAAAAGAUGCCUAGGUGCUAAUAGAAGAUUUAGGACUAGAUUCAAUCCGUAUCGCAGAAGUAGGAUAUCAAGGAAGAUCAGCAUUAUAUGUUCCCGCAUUCGCCGAUACUAGAUUCAUGGUUAAACCAUGCACGUGUCGGCUCAAUCGAAAAUGACCUUUACAUUUUAACGUGGAUCUUCCUAGAUACUUCCGUGAUACGGAUUGAAUCCAGCCCUUAAGCGUAACGCUCAGGGAUUAUGCCCAUAUUUCAUGUUUUUACGAGACUGUUUUUAACGUGGAUAUAUAUCAGUCGACUGGACGUGCUUUUUUUGUGUCAUUUUCAACUGAGAAAAUAUCAUUUUGAACCAUUUUGGAAAUAAAAGCUUGUGAAUCCAAAGUCAAGCAUUUAUAGAUAUCUUGUUGUUGUUGUUUAGUGUUUAAAUGAUAUCUUUGGAACCAACAGCUGAAUAAAACUGGCUAUGUAAACUCCCUUGUUGGAUUCAGAUAGAUUUUGAUAAUUAAGAAGAAUGUUUUACAGAUGACAAUUUGCCUAGUAUUGUAAUAGGUAUGGUGAAAGCAUAUGUAUGCAGCUUGUAAACAAUAAAAAUACUGUGCUUACUGAAGAUUGUGUAAAGUGUAAGAGAGAGAGAGAGAGAGAGAGAGAGAGCCCACCUGCAUCCUAUGUCUGCCAGUUGCUAUAGGUCAGAACUGUGGUAAAAUAAAGGCAACAAAGUGAUCCCUUGAUAUACAUCUUUUAUGCUCUCAUGAUUUGCAUUAGAACCA